AUGCUGGAGCGAAGAGACGCCGCGAGUGCCGACGUCCAAAGUGAAAAUUUUGCAAAGGCUGCAGGAGGUCCUGAGCGGAAAAAUAUUGAGAUCAACUCUGAUGAAUCUCAGCCCCCAAGUGGCAGAAGUAAAAUGCACUCAGCUGCUGAGCAGCACCCCAAGGAGCCUACAAUCUUUGAAGAGGUAUCUGUGGUUCUCAUGGAAGAAAAGGAGUUCACCUUGGACCCCUACCUCCUUGCCCUCAGCGGGAAUAACAUCCAGCAGUAUUGCACCAUGCUGUCCUGGCUGGAAUUGAAGAAUCCCAAGCCUGAAAUUUACUUCGAGAUGGAGCAAGGCGUCACAUUGCCCCUCUCGCUGGCCCACGUUGUCGAGGAGUUUGAUAUUCUGCCGUGUUUAUGCCAAGACAACAGGACACUGCAGGAGCCCGAAUCCCUGCAGCAGGAGAGCGCUGCCGUGCCGCUGGUACGACUGCAGUAUAAUUUUGUGCCGGAAUUGGAAGGCGGCGUCCUCCAGGGGAAACCUUCGGCCGGCAGGACCGUUUCGGAGAUCCAGCAGGGGGCAGGCCUUCAGGCGAGGAGCGAGGAGCCCGUUUCCUCCGGGGGAAACCCUGGCAUGCCUCCAGAGGCGCCGAGAUAUCACCCCUGCCGGGAAGGGCCGGUGGGACAUUUUGAUCCAACGCUCCCAAAGCAGGAAGGCUCCCGGCAGCCGGCUGCAAUGCGCUUUGCCGCAGAGACCCUUUCGCAGGGAUCUGAGCGGAGCGGUGCCCGAGAUGUUGCUGGGCUCAACCUGCUUCUGAGAAAGGGAGGGCAUCGCUGCGAAGGCAAUGCUGAAGAACCCACCAACCACCCAAGCAAAGGAACUUCUUGCCUCUGCUUCAAUGCCAGUGAAGGCAUCGGCGAGUCUUUCCAGAUUCGUGAGGGAGCUUGUGCCAGAGAGGGAUCUUUCUCGGGUCCCAGAGAGGGAGGCAAACCCGCUCUGAAGCUAAACCCCACUGCCCCCAAGCUGGUCCCCCCUGAGCAGCCCCGCAAAGGCCGUGGCGGCAGACCCCCUGUCAGUUUUAGCGCAGCAAACCUCGCCGCACACCAGGAAAUCUUCACAGAUGAGCGGCAGGAACUCUCCAGCCCCCUUAACCUCCAGCGCCUUCCCAGCCCAGCAGGAGACAAGGUAGAAAAACCGUUCAAGUGUCCCGACUGCGGGAAGGGCUUCUUGCACCGGUCAAGCAUUCCCAGGCACCGGAACCUGCAUUGCCUGGGCGCCCUGCCCCAACAGAAGAGCCCCUGGGGGGAGAACCCCCUUCGUGGCCCCGGCCCUGGUGGGACGGGCUUGGCUGAAAAAAAGCAAUGCAACGCUUGCAAGCGACUCUCCUUCCCACAUCCGGGGGUACAGAAGCAGCGGCCAGCUGGCAAGGAACCCUUCCGCUGCCCCGACUGCGGCAAAACGUUCGCCGAGAAGUCUUCGAUGGUCAGGCACCGGGCGCUGCACCAAAGCGAGAGGCCCUUCAGGUGUCUCUGCUGCGGCAAAAGCUACACCCAGAGCGUUUCUCGGGAUGAGUUUCCUGUAUCAGGCUCUCGCUGCAUCCGGAUCAGCGGGAGCGAGCCUCGCACCGGGAACUGGAACAGCAGCCGCCGCCGCUGCCGCUCGGACGAAGCGACGCCCGAUCCCUUCCCCUGCCUUCCCCAACCCCCUUCGCCGGACCGAGGUUUCUGCGGGGAGGCUUAG
This is a messenger RNA of Lacerta agilis (Sand lizard), 1719 nucleotides long. Its product is annotated as zinc finger protein 2-like. Gene Ontology annotation, molecular function: DNA-binding transcription factor activity; RNA polymerase II cis-regulatory region sequence-specific DNA binding. Gene Ontology annotation, biological process: regulation of transcription by RNA polymerase II. Bases 1 to 1719 code for a protein of 572 amino acids. Lineage: Eukaryota; Metazoa; Chordata; Lepidosauria; Squamata; Lacertidae. The transcript has 7 exons. The record is from RefSeq and is a predicted model, not a curated record.